AUGAAGCUCGCCGUCAUCAUCGUUGCCGCCUUUCUCGGAGCGGUCCCUGCACUCGCCAAUCAUCGGCUCUUCUGCGAGGAUGGGGACGACACUAUUGUGACUGAUCUUUGCGACUACCACAAGAUCCCAAGGGUCCCAAACUCUACUGGAACCUGCUGUGCUACCGACGAUCAAGAAGACACCUUCAAGAGCAUCUGCGAUGGUUACAGCUGGGAUGUCCGGGAGGCUCCGGAAGUCAUUCAUCAUCGGGCUCAGCGGCAACAGGUUUCCGAGACGAUGCUGCUACCUGGCACGCAUGCGAAUGACUGGAAGACGCACAUGCCAGCGGGCGAGGGCGUGCUAGCGAGGGUGGAGCUCGUAGUGCUGGAUGUGGUGUCAGAAGUCGUUGUGGAAGGCGAUGUGGUGGCUUCCGUGCUUUGCACGGCCAGACUGCUUGUCGUGGAGGCUGUGGUUGCUGCGGAGGACGAGGUACUGCUGUUUAUUGGCUCCGCACUGGCUGAAGUGGAGAUAGAUGUGCAUUGGCUGGCCGAAGUUGAGGCAGGUGUGGACGAUGUGCUGGUGUCAACUGUUGAAGAUGAGGACGAUUUGGUCGAGCUUCCGGCGGCAGUCGAAGCGCUGGCAGCAAGACUGGUAGAUGAGCCUGGAGUGUUGGAAUCAACUCGCACAGAUGUCGUCGAGGCUGCGGAGAUCAAGGUCGUAGAAGUUGAAGUCCGAGUAGAGGACGUUGUGGACGAGGUGGCGACCCCGGAUGUGGUCAAGCUAGCGCUUGAAGUGCUUGUCGAAAGUCGGCUGGCCGAGAUCGUCGUCGACGAGGAUCUUGGGGUGGUUGACAACGUUGACGAGAAUGUUGAAAUCCGACUUGCCGAUGUAGUAGUACGGCUCGGUUGGCUGGACGUAGUGCUGGCCCGAGUUGUCGAAGUAGUAGCUCGGGUAGUCGUUGUGCUGAUCCUUGAAGUCGUCGUCGAAGUCGUGGGUGCCGGAGAUGGACAGGCCUUAUCAUAG
This is a messenger RNA of Zymoseptoria tritici IPO323, 1002 nucleotides long. RefSeq lists its product as uncharacterized. Bases 1 to 1002 code for a protein of 333 amino acids. NCBI's taxonomy places the organism in Eukaryota, Fungi, Ascomycota, Dothideomycetes, Mycosphaerellales, Mycosphaerellaceae. The transcript is spliced from 4 exons. The record is from RefSeq and is a predicted model, not a curated record.